Messenger RNA from Meriones unguiculatus (Mongolian gerbil), 2018 nucleotides. RefSeq names its product ST3 beta-galactoside alpha-2,3-sialyltransferase 4 (gene St3gal4). The transcript is spliced from 11 exons. Bases 199 to 1203 code for a protein of 334 amino acids. Gene Ontology annotation, molecular function: sialyltransferase activity. The record is from RefSeq and is a predicted model, not a curated record. Gene Ontology annotation, biological process: glycolipid biosynthetic process. NCBI's taxonomy places the organism in Eukaryota, Metazoa, Chordata, Mammalia, Rodentia, Muridae.
GCCGGCCCCGCUCCCGGGACAGGGACCGGGCCGAGCGGAGCGGAGCCGCUGCGCCAGUGCUGCCCCGCCAGUCCUGGCGCCUAGCGGAUCGGAGCUGCGCGCGGAUCUACCUCGCCCCGCCCCGCUCCACCCGCGAGGGUGGCCCGAGGCAGCCAGGAUGACGCUUCUCCCCAGGAACCCUGCUAUCUGCUGAGAAACAUGACCAGCAAAUCCCGCUGGAAGUUCCUGGCCAUGCUGGCUCUAGUCCUUGUUGUCAUCAUGGUGUGGUAUUCCAUCUCCCGAGAAGAUAGGUACUUUGAACUCUUUUAUUUUCCCAUCUCAGAGAAGAAAGAACCAUGCUUCCAGGGUGAGGCAGAGAGGCAGGCCUCUAAGAUUUUUGGCAACCAUUCUCGAGAACAGCCCAUCUUCCUGCAGCUUAAGGAUUAUUUCUGGGUAAAGACACCAUCUGCCUAUGAGUUGCCUUUUGGGACCAAAGGAAGUGAAGACCUUCUUCUCCGGGUGUUGGCCAUCACUAGCUAUUCUAUACCAGAGAGCAUACAGAGCCUCGAUUGUCGGCGCUGUGUUGUGGUGGGGAAUGGGCACCGGUUGCGGAACAGCUCACUGGGAGGUGUCAUCAACAAGUAUGACGUGGUCAUCAGAUUGAACAAUGCUCCUGUGUCUGGCUAUGAGGGAGACGUGGGCUCCAAGACCACCAUACGUCUCUUCUACCCUGAGUCAGCCCACUUCGACCCCAAAAUAGAAAACAACCCAGACACGCUCUUAGUCCUGGUAGCUUUCAAGGCAAUGGACUUCCACUGGAUUGAAACUAUCUUGAGUGAUAAGAAGCGGGUGCGAAAAGGUUUCUGGAAACAGCCUCCCCUCAUCUGGGAUGUCAACCCCAAACAGAUUCGGAUUCUUAAUCCCUUCUUUAUGGAGAUUGCAGCUGACAAGCUCCUGAGCCUGCCCAUACAACAGCCACGAAAGAUCAAGCAGAAGCCAACCACGGGUCUGCUAGCCAUCACCUUGGCCCUUCACCUCUGCGACUUAGUGCAUAUUGCUGGCUUCGGCUACCCAGAUGCCUACAACAAGAAGCAGACCAUCCACUACUAUGAGCAGAUCACGCUCAAGUCGAUGGCGGGGUCAGGCCACAAUGUCUCUCAAGAAGCCCUAGCCAUCAAGCGGAUGCUAGAGAUGGGAGCGGUCAAGAAUCUUACGUACUUCUGACUCGGAUGAACACUUCGCUUGCCUACUUUGCCACCUGAGUGGCCUGACUUUGGGGUGCCUGGUGCCAGUAAAACCCCAUUGAGCUCACCCUCCGUGGGGAGGGUGUUCUGGGACUGGCUAGGUCUCAGGAGAGGCUAUGCCCCUGGCUGCUUUGGUGAAGUCUAAAUCCAGACAGGGUGGAUACACCGAGGCUACAGGAGCCCGGCCAAGGCAGUGGGGCUUGCUGCUGUGGCGUCUCCUUUCUGCCAGCACAAAGAGGUUUUUUUGUUUUGUUCUUGUUUUGGGUUGUUUAGUUUUUUUUUUUUUUUAAUUUUUGUUUGUUUUUUUUUCUGUUUUGUUUUGUUUUGUUUUUGAGACAGAAUCUGACUGUAUAGCCCUGGCUUAUCUGGAACUCACUAUGUAGACCAGGCUGGCCUUGAACUCACAGAGAUCCAACUGCCUCUUCCUCCCGAGUGCUUGGAUUAAAGGCAUGCACUAUGCCUGGCCUCAGCACCAAGAGAUUAUUUAACAUGAUAUUUAAUUAAGGGGUAAUAAAAUGCAAUGGGCUGGUCCCAUGGCAUUCACAAAAGGGGCACAACACAAUGUUCUGCCCACUUUUUAAUAAAAUUUACAUUUGUUUGGCCUGUUAUGGCCUAAUCCUAGAGCUGGCCUCCCAGGAGGAUGGAGGCAUCAAGAGUGGGAGGGUGUCCUCCAGAGUGGAGUUGCUUUCUCCCAGCAGGCAUGGGAAGAGCAUUGACAAGGGGGUUCCACCUAGGAGGGGCCUCACCUGGAAAAGAGGUUGCAAAAGACAAUUAAAAUAUUUUUUUUUCCUAAAA